Messenger RNA from Lotus japonicus, 480 nucleotides. RefSeq names its product E3 ubiquitin-protein ligase RZFP34-like. Gene Ontology annotation, biological process: protein ubiquitination; ubiquitin-dependent protein catabolic process. Gene Ontology annotation, cellular component: nucleus. Gene Ontology annotation, molecular function: ubiquitin protein ligase activity. The transcript has 7 exons. Lineage: Eukaryota; Viridiplantae; Streptophyta; Magnoliopsida; Fabales; Fabaceae. Bases 1 to 480 code for a protein of 159 amino acids. The record is from RefSeq and is a predicted model, not a curated record.
AUGGUUUUGCAACAGAAUUCGAUUGAACUUGAUCCUAUUGACAGGCAUGACAUUCCCCACCAUGAUGUGAAGAGGGUUAGGUUCAGCAAAUGUGCAUUCACUGUGGUGUUUGCAUGGGGAGAUACUUCUGCUCCAAAUGCAACUUCUUUGAUGAUGAUGAUUCUCACCAAAGUAUUGAAAAAGCAAUGCAUCACAAUUGCGCGGUUUGCUUUGAGGUAUUCAUGCCCGGUUUGCUCAAAGUCUUUUUGUGAUAUGUCACGCGUAUGGAAGAAACUAGAUGAGGAGGUUGCAUCAACACCUAUGCCCGAAAUGUAUCGAAAUAAGAUGGUUUGGAUUCUUUGCAAUGACUGCGGGACAACGCCUGAAGUAAGUUUUGAUCUUGUGGCACACAAGUGCCUCAAAUGCAAGUCCUACAACACAAGAAAGACACAAGGUGCUCCUGCUUCGCGCUCAUCGAGGAUUGGAGAGGUGGUGAGAUAG